AUGUCUCUCACUUACAUCCUCUCUGCAUGUUCAAUCGCUGCGAUUUCCGAAGGACUGAAACAUGGGCCCUAUUGGCACUCACUCGAUGAACGGAGAACUCCUCCAUGGUAUGACCAAGCGAAAGUAGGAAUCCUAGUUCACUGGGGAGUUUAUAGCGUGCCUUCGUUUGUCAGUGAGAGGUUCUGGCGAUUGUGGCAGGGUCACGAAAUGAAGGGUUAUUACCAAGUGAAGCAUUUCGUGAAGCGUUAUCCGGCGCACUGGACCUACGCGGAUUUCGCUCCUGAUUUCAAAGCCGAGCUCUUCGAUCCGCAUGAGUGGGCUAGGCUCUUCCACGAGUCCGGCGCCAAAUACGUCGUCCUGACCGCAAAACACGACGAAGGCUUCGCGUUGUGGCCGUCUUCGCGGUCCGUAAAUUGGAACGCCGCCGAUGUCGGUCCGAGAAGGGACCUUGUCGGAGAUCUCGCGGGCGCGGUCAGAAAUGCACAGUUGCGAUUCGGUGUGUCCUAUACCUUGCCCGAAUGGUACAACGAUCUGUGGGAGAAGGAUAAAGCAUCGUCGUUCACUCAGACCACUUACUCAGCCUGCAAAGUACAGCCGGAGUUAUACGAUCUCGUCGCGCGCUACAGGCCCGACGUGCUCCGGGUCGAUGGGGAGGCUGCACCAGAUACGUAUUGGAAUUCCACAAAUUUCCUCGCAUGGCUAUACAGUCAUAGCCCGGUACAAGAUGAAGUCGUUGUGAACGAUGGAUGGGGCUCCGGAAUUACGUGCAAUCACGGAGAUUUCUACACUUGCGCUGAGAAAUCUAGUUCAGAUAAAGUGCAUUCUCAUAAAUUCGAAUCUAUCCUGCCAUUGGAUGGGCAGUCGAUGGGAUAUCGUCGGAACAUGGACUUGGCCAGCGUAUUAGACAUCAAGACUUUGCUGGUGAAAAUAGUCACCACGAUCGCUUGCAACGGGAAUGUGCUCAUCAACAUUGGAGCUCGUAAGGACGGAACAUUUCCGACGAUAUUCAAGGAGCGUCUCAUGCAGAUGGGACAAUGGCUGAACUCGAACAGCGAAGCUGUCUAUGGAACAAGACCGUGGAUAACUCCGCGAGAUGCGAAGAAUCGGGAUGUGUGGUUCACUAAAAGAGACAGCGUCAUCUAUGCUUUCCUCACGGAAUGGCCGGGAGACCUCCUGGAGAUCUCCUCGAUUAAUGCGUCGGUCAUAGGGCAAAUCUCCCAGAUUGACAUCCUCUGUCCGCAAUUCUUCGACUUGAAGUUCGUAUUCAACGCUGAUGGACUCUCCGUUAUCUUACCACGUGAAAGUGCGCCCUCCCCAUUCACUUACAUAUGGGUUUUGAGGAUUGUGUAG
This is a messenger RNA of Galendromus occidentalis (western predatory mite), 1350 nucleotides long. Its product is annotated as alpha-L-fucosidase. Gene Ontology annotation, cellular component: lysosome. The transcript is spliced from 10 exons. The coding region runs from base 1 to 1350 and encodes 449 amino acids. Gene Ontology annotation, molecular function: alpha-L-fucosidase activity. Gene Ontology annotation, biological process: glycoside catabolic process; fucose metabolic process. NCBI's taxonomy places the organism in Eukaryota, Metazoa, Arthropoda, Arachnida, Mesostigmata, Phytoseiidae. The record is from RefSeq and is a predicted model, not a curated record.